This is a messenger RNA of Cryptomeria japonica (Japanese cedar), 739 nucleotides long. Its product is annotated as putative glycine-rich cell wall structural protein 1. The transcript has a single exon. The record is from RefSeq and is a predicted model, not a curated record. The coding region runs from base 106 to 492 and encodes 128 amino acids. NCBI's taxonomy places the organism in Eukaryota, Viridiplantae, Streptophyta, Pinopsida, Cupressales, Cupressaceae.
UGACGGCUGGAUGGCAAUACAGAAACAAAAUAGUUGAGCUCUGGGUCUGCCUAUUUAACAGCCUAUAGAUGUUCAGUAGUUUUCAGAAACAACAUAGAUAACAGUAUGGGAAAGAGUAAUAUAUAUCUGCUGUGUUUCAUAUGGGUGGUUUUGUUGGAACUUGUUUUUGUGGGUUGUUCCAGGACGACACCUGCUAAAACUGGCAGCCCCCCAACAUCUGGAGGUGGAAAUGACUUUGGGUUUGGAGUAGGAUAUGGGGUACCUGGUAUUCCGAGCAACUGGGGAGGAGUUGUUGGUGGAGUAGUUGGCGGAGGUGGUGUUUCAAGGCCAUCUGUUGUGUGUAGUGAGAAGGGGCCUUGUUAUCAGAAGAAGCUGACUUGCCCUAGUAAGUGCUUCAAGUCUGGUGGAAAGUGGGGACCUAGAGGAGGAGGUGGUGGUGGUGGAGGAGGAUGCACCCUGGACUGUAAGAAGAAGUGCAGAGCUUACUGUUGAAGAAAUCAUAUGCUGUUAUAUCACUAUGGCGGCCUUCACUCUGGCCUAUAUAGUUUAGGUUACAUGUUUUGUAUUGUUCAGUUCUACUGGGCGUAUGGGUAUUGGACUCUUGAGUGAGUUUUUGUUGUGGUAGUAUUUGUUGUAUCUGUCCAGAGUUUGUUUACUAUGUAUGAACUUAAAACUGUUUUAAGGCUUUUAGAAUAUAUAUGCCUCUGACUUAUAUGAAUAUAGUUAUCUGGCUUCAGUA